GCUGCCGGUGCCCGAUCGGUGAGCGGCCCAGCCUCGGCGCCGCGCACACCUCCAGCCGCCGCGGCCGACACGAGCGCGUCGUUGGCGACGUUGCGUGUGUGUUUGUGUGGUGUCUGUGUGUGCGGGCUGCCGGGUGUGGACGGGGCACUGCGGAGCGCGCCGGCCGCACGCAGCAGCCACGGUGGAGGGUGAGCCCGUGAGCCGGGUGCCGGCCGCCGCCGGCUGGCCGCCGUCGCACCACCACCAGCUGGCUGACCUGGAGCUGGACACCACCGACGGCCCCGAGGGCAAGGUCGCCACCCCGGAAAAACGCCCGAUGGCGUUCCCGUCGUUCGGAGCGUCGCCGCACGGCGCCGGAGGCAUGCUGCCCGGAUACCCGGUGGCCCGGCCCAGCUACCCCGUCAUGAUGCCCGAGGGAUUCCCCUCCGGAGUGCCCUACGGACCCGCUGGCGGUAACGGUAACGGCCGGAAGCAGCGGCGCGAGCGGACCACGUUCACGCGCCAGCAGCUGGAUGUGCUGGAAGACCUGUUCCGCAAGACGCGCUACCCGGACAUCUUCAUGAGGGAGGAGGUGGCCAUCAAAAUCAACCUGCCCGAGUCCCGAGUCCAGGUGUGGUUCAAGAACAGACGCGCCAAGAUCCGACAGCAGGCCAAGCAGACCAACUCGGCCGGCGCCACGCCCAACCCGCCGCCCGAGGCCAAGCCCAAGCCCAAGCCGCGCACGCGCACUCCGCCGGCGGCCGCCACGCCGUCGAGCACGGCCGGCGACCCGAGCACGCCGGGCGUAGCCCCGGGCACACCGUCGCCGCCGGUCGUGCAGCGCGACUCGCCGUACUCGCCGCCCAUCACGUGCUCAUCGUCUGUGCCGCCGCCUCCAGUCAGCUCUCCUGGCGCCGCGCCCAGCCAGAGCUACGCGUACAACACCAUCUGGAACCCGAUGGGCGACCUGGUGUCGAGCCCGCCGGCGAUGGAGCGCCAGUACUCGAGCGGCAGCCAGCCGGGCGGCGCCUACCCGCAGUACGGCGCCUACUACGGCAACAUGGAGUACCACCUGAACCAGCACGCCGCCAACAUCAGCGCACCGGUGACCAGCCACGUGAGCCCGAUGCCGCCGACCCAGCCGAGUCCGGCUCCCGUGUCGCGGCACAGCGUCACCACCGAAAUGGACUACCGCUACCAGAACUUCCAGGUGUUGUAGGCCGGCGGCACGCUGCCGAGGCGCCAGCGACAGGCCGGUGUCGGCGGAGGCGGAGGAACCCGUGGCGGCGGCCGGUGCCGGGGGUGAGCCGCCGCCGCCGACCGGUGCCGGGGGUCUCCCUCAGCUCAGCCGCCGCCGCCCCAAAACGUGCAGCGCUGCCUGCCUCACGCGCUGGUCGGAACCCCAGAAACAAGACCCUAGAGCGGAGGCAAGGCCCAGAUUUUUUGACGCUCGUCAGGAUCAGACAGCCUGCGGAGCGCAGCUUGACGACAAUCCUGCUUGGGGUAGCAUCUUCAUAAAGACCACACUCUUUUUAACGUCAGCCUUUCACCGAAACGGUAAAGUUAUUGGUGGAAGAGGAUCGGUUCAGUGCGUCACUGCUGUGGAAGAGGAGCGGUUCAGUGCGUCACUGCUGUUGAAGAGGAGCGCUUCAGUGCGUCACUGCUGUGGAAGAGGAGCGGUUCAGUGCGUCACUGCUGUGGAAGAGGAGCGGUUCAGUGCGUCACUGCUGUUGAAGAGGAGCGGUUCAGUGCGUCACUGCUGUUGAAGAGGAGCGCUUCAGUGCGUCACUGCUGUUGAAGAGGAGCGGUUCAGUGCGUCACUGCUGUGGAAGAGGAGCGGUUCAGUGAGUCACUGCUGUGGAAGAGGAGCCGCAGUGCAAACGGGUUCUAUGAAGAAAGACUAAGAGAACUUGUAAUCACUGACUUUUGUUAUAUGACGUCAUUUAUGACCAUGACUUUUGCUUAGGCGGCUUGUGUGUAACUGUAUAGUCUGUGUGAGGGCGUCGGUUGUGGGGCAAUAUCGGGACUCGCGAGCAACACGAGCCGUCUGCAGAGCGGCGUGAAGGGCGCACAUUCCAGUCACACGCGUCAACACUGACACCGACACGGCUGCACAGUCACACAUACGCAUCUACCCGCACCCGACCACACACACACCCACACCCACCUACACACACACACACACACACAAGAGAGACACACACUACGCAUACAUCCAGCUCGACUACACGGAACAUACGGACACAAGCGUUUACUGUGAUAGGGCCGGCCCGGCCCUAGAUGGGUGGCGAGUGGCGGCCGGGAGUGGGGCGCUGUCUCUGCGGUGCUGCCCUGCCUGUCACUGUGGCACACGGCUGCCGGCGCGUGUGUUGCGUCUGCUGCCGGCGUGUGUGUUGCGUCUGCUGCCGGCGCGUUUGUUGUGUCUGCUGCCGGCGCGUGUGUUGCGUCUGUUGCCGGCGCGUGUGUUGAGUCUGUUGCCGGCGCGUGUGUUGCGUCUGUUGCCGGCCCGAGUGAUGGGCUCCGUCCCGCCGUGUCAUCGUGCCUCUCUGUGGAAUAGCCGCCGGCGGCGGCGGCGGCGGCUCCGUGCCGCACUGGCUCCGCGCCGCCCCCGUCCGCAGCUCCGUCCGCAGCUCUGGCCGCAGCUCCGUCCGCAGCUCCGUCCGCAGCUCCGGCCGCAGCGCCGCCCCCGUCCGCAGCGCCGUCCGCAGCUCCGGCCGCAGCGCCGCCCCCGUCCGCAGCUCCGGCCUCUGCCCGAGGUUGUUGAUCAAGUACAAUGUGCGGAGGUGUUUGGCCGGCGGUGGUCUCGGCGCGAUGGCCGGCACCUGAGGGUGGGCGGCUCCCGCCAGUGGCCACUGACGGCACCGGGCCCGGACCGACCGCACUGCACCGCACGCCGCCCCAGCAGCGUCGCGUUCCGACUGCUUCUAGAUGGCUAUGUGUUCGAUGCGUAUAUGUAUCGACUGAUAUGCUGCUUGACGUCAUUUUUCGGACAUAAUAAUACAAUGACGAAAUAUG
Amphibalanus amphitrite is the source of this 2994-nucleotide messenger RNA. RefSeq names its product homeobox protein OTX2-like. The coding region runs from base 317 to 1198 and encodes 293 amino acids. The record is from RefSeq and is a predicted model, not a curated record. The transcript has 6 exons. Gene Ontology annotation, molecular function: RNA polymerase II cis-regulatory region sequence-specific DNA binding; DNA-binding transcription factor activity, RNA polymerase II-specific. NCBI's taxonomy places the organism in Eukaryota, Metazoa, Arthropoda, Thecostraca, Balanomorpha, Balanidae. Gene Ontology annotation, biological process: regulation of transcription by RNA polymerase II. Gene Ontology annotation, cellular component: nucleus.